GUAGGUGGCGGGAAUGCACCAUGUAAGUUGGUCUGCCAACUGCCAUUAAACCCACAAGAAGAAGAGUGCAGAGCUUUGCUGUUUGCUGUUUAAUUUCACUUAUGUUACGGGUGUUGUGCGUCUAUUCAAAUUCAGCCAUAAACACUGGAAUAUUCCCAUCAGACUCCACUGAAGAGUUUAUUGAAGGACAGCGAGAACAUGAGUGAUCCAGAACCCUGCAAAAUCAAAAAUGAAGACUCUGAACAACAAAUAGACCUAAUUGAAGAGAAUGAGGGGAGUAAAGUAGAGGAACAUCAUGUCAAAAUUGAGGAAAAAACUCAAUUACAGAGUGAUGGUAUUUUGAAAAGGAGAGUCAAGAAUCGUUUCACCUGCACUCAGUGUGGAAAGAGUUUUGGAAGAAAAGGCUAUCUUAAGAUUCACAUGAUGAUCCACACUGGAGAAAAACCAUUCACAUGCACUCAGUGUGGGAAGAGUUUUAACCAAUCAUCAAACCUCAAUCUACACAUGAGGAUCCACACUGGAGAGAAACCAUUCACAUGCACUCAGUGUGGGAAGAGUUUUAACAGCUCAUCACACCUUAUUCAACACAUGAGGAUCCACACUGGAGACAAACCAUUCACAUGCACUCAGUGUGGGAAGAGUUUUAACUGCUCAUCACACCUUAUUCAACACAUGAGGAUUCACACUAGAGAGAAACCAUUCACAUGCACUCAUUGUGGGAAGAGUUUCAACCAAUCAUCAAACUUAAGUCUACACAUGAGGAUCCACACUCGAGAGAAACCAUACACUUGCACUCAGUGUGGGAAAAGUUUCACCCAAUCAUCAAACUUUAAUCUACACAUGAGGAUCCACACUGGAGAGAAACCAUUCACAUGCACUCAGUGUGGGAAGAGUUUCAGCCAAUCAUCAUCCCUUAAUCUACACUUGAUGAGCCACACAGGAGAAAAACCAUUCACAUGCACUCAGUGUGGGAAGUGUUUCAUCCGCUCAUCACACCUUAAUCUACACAUGAGGAUCCACACUGGAGAGAAACCAUUCACAUGCACUCAGUGUGGGAAGAGUUUCAGCCAAUUAUCAAACCUUAAUCUACACACACGGAUCCACACUGGAGAAAAACCAUUCACAUGCACUCAGUGUGGGAAGAGUUUCAGCCAAUUAUCAUCUCUUAAUCAACACAUGAGGAUCCACACUGGAGAGAAACCAUUCACGUGCACUCAGUGUGGAAAGAGUUUCAUCCGCUCAUCAUCCCUUAAUCUACACAUGAGGAUCCACACCGGAGAGAAACCAUUCACUUGCACUUAAGCUGCGGUCACACUGGACUUUUCUCCCCAUUCAGACUCCCAUUCAUACGCACGCGAAUGCGUCAGACUGGAAACGCAAGUUCGUGUGUCAAGUUUUGCAGUUCUCUGCCUUGCAAAGUUCAAGCUUGAUGAACUCUGACCUACGAAAUCGCAAAUUAAUCGUAAAAAGAUCUCGAUUCGACCCCUAGACGAUCUUAAUUCAGCAUUUCUACAAUUCUGUCAAUCAUAUUUUCAAGUUCAGGAGAGAAGCAAAGAUGGCCGUACAAGUCUUCACAUUGUUUUACAUACUUUGUUCAGCAACGUGGACACCUCCAAAUGGUGUUGGAAGAGUCACAUGCUGUAUUUAUAAGGUAUAAUUCACCCCAUAUAUGUAAUUUCUGUCUUCAUGUAAUGAUGUAUUUGCUACCGCAAAAUCACACAUGAUGCGAGCUGACUGUCAGCUGUUACCACAUUGGAGCGGGCGCAUGCCUGUGAAUUAAGUCUACUUUAGUGAACAGAACUUGCAUAGGCUGUGAAUAACAGGUAAUAACGUUGUAAAUAACAUUCA
Messenger RNA from Danio aesculapii, 1848 nucleotides. Its product is annotated as gastrula zinc finger protein XlCGF8.2DB-like. Bases 199 to 1302 code for a protein of 367 amino acids. Gene Ontology annotation, biological process: regulation of transcription by RNA polymerase II; central nervous system development. Gene Ontology annotation, molecular function: RNA polymerase II cis-regulatory region sequence-specific DNA binding; DNA-binding transcription factor activity, RNA polymerase II-specific. Gene Ontology annotation, cellular component: nucleus. Lineage: Eukaryota; Metazoa; Chordata; Actinopteri; Cypriniformes; Danionidae. The record is from RefSeq and is a predicted model, not a curated record. The transcript has 3 exons.